Tachysurus vachellii is the source of this 6036-nucleotide messenger RNA. Its product is annotated as thyroid hormone receptor beta. Gene Ontology annotation, biological process: retinoic acid receptor signaling pathway; thyroid hormone receptor signaling pathway; positive regulation of transcription by RNA polymerase II. The coding region runs from base 614 to 1810 and encodes 398 amino acids. Gene Ontology annotation, molecular function: nuclear receptor activity; RNA polymerase II cis-regulatory region sequence-specific DNA binding; zinc ion binding. The record is from RefSeq and is a predicted model, not a curated record. NCBI's taxonomy places the organism in Eukaryota, Metazoa, Chordata, Actinopteri, Siluriformes, Bagridae. The transcript has 12 exons.
GUGUGUGUGAAAGUGUGUGUAUGUGUGUGAGAAAGUGUGUGUAUGUGUGUGUGUGAAAGUGUGUGUAUUUGUGUGUGUGAGAAAGUGAAUGUGUUUGUGUAUGUGUGUAAGUUUGUGUGUGUGUAUUUGUGCGCGUGCGUGCGUGCGUGUAAGUGUGUGUGUGUGUGUGUGCGUGCGUGCGUGUGCGUAUGUGUAAGUGUGUGUGUAUGGGUGCGCGUGCGUGUGUGUGUGUGUGUGUGUGUAAGUAAGUGUGCGCGCGCGGCUUCGCCCGGCUCCGUGCUGAGACCUGACCGGCUCUGACUCUCUCUCACGCCGCAGGUCGUUCUAGGACGCACCGGUCCUCCGAUUCCGGACUCUCUUGAAAUCAGACACAAUAAGGAGACUUUUUUGAGCGCUAUUUACUUCCCGCGGGUUUCCGAGGUAACGUCUGCAAACUUGGAGAACUUGAUUCUUACACACACUGUUCAGCGCUCGUUAAUCCUGGCAGGACAGAAGGAUCCCAGCUCUGUCCGGCUGCACUGGUGUAAACCUCACUGGAGAGGACCCAGAUACCAGACAUCGAGGAGUCUGUAAGCAACGUGGGAAUGAUGUUUAGGCCCUGAUCCGGAGCAGUAUGUCAGGGUACAUACCAAGUUACCUGGACAAGGACGAACUUUGUGUAGUGUGUGGAGACAAAGCAACAGGGUACCAUUACCGGUGUAUCACCUGUGAGGGCUGCAAGGGUUUUUUCAGGCGUACAAUCCAGAAGAACUUGAACCCGACCUAUGCAUGUAAAUACGAGGGGAAGUGUGUAAUCGACAAAGUCACGCGGAACCAGUGCCAGGAAUGCCGCUUCAAGAAAUGCAUUGCUGUUGGAAUGGCGACCGACUUGGUGCUGGAUGACAGCAAGCGUAUGGCCAAACGGAAGCUGAUCGAGGAGAACCGGGAGCGGCGGAAGCGUGAGGAGCAGCAGAAGAUGGUGUGGGAGCGACCUGAGCCAACGCAGGAGGAAUGGGAGCUGAUCCGCGUAGUCACUGAGGCCCACAUGACCACCAAUGCCCAGGGCAACCACUGGAAACAGAAGCGCAAAUUCUUGGUCGAGGAAGCAAUGCUACUUAAUGAAAUAACUUGUAAUUUAUUCUAUACUUCUGACCAGAGUGCAGUGGGGGUGAAGGAAACCAAGGCUGAAGACAUAGGUCAGGGGACGAUCGUCAGCACACCGGAGGGCAGCAAGGUGGACAUCGAAGCCUUCAGUCAGUUUACAAAAAUCAUCACCCCGGCCAUCACCCGAGUGGUGGACUUCGCCAAGAAGCUGCCUAUGUUCUGUGAGCUGCCUUGUGAAGAUCAGAUCAUCCUGCUGAAAGGCUGCUGUAUGGAGAUCAUGUCUCUGCGUGCAGCCGUGCGUUAUGACCCCGAGAGCGAGACACUCACGCUCAAUGGCGAGAUGGCUGUUACUCGUGGCCAGCUAAAGAAUGGCGGCCUGGGUGUGGUCUCGGAUGCCAUCUUUGAUCUUGGGGUCUCUCUUUCCUCCUUCAACCUGGAUGACUCGGAGGUGGCGCUGCUACAAGCCGUCAUUCUGCUCUCUUCAGAUCGUCCAGGACUGACGAGCGUGGACCGGAUCGAGCGAUGCCAGGAGGAGUUCCUGCUGGCCUUCGAGCACUAUGUCAACUAUCGCAAGCACAAGGUGGCACACUUCUGGCCCAAGCUGCUGAUGAAGGUGACAGACCUGCGCAUGAUCGGCGCAUGCCACGCCAGCCGCUUCCUGCACAUGAAGGUGGAGUGUCCCACCGAGCUGUUUCCUCCCCUCUUCCUUGAGGUGUUUGAGGACUGACCAAGCCCGCCCAUCCUCAUGUGACCCCAUCCACAGGUGGCUCGUAACCACACCCAGCCCUCUUCGGACACGUUCGACGAGCUCUGUUUUCUCACUACUGAGUGCCGUUGCAUUCCACAGAUUUAAAGUAGCUCUCGGCCCUCAUUUCUAGACGGACCAUUCCUUUUUCAAUGCGGGUACAUGUGAAUAGCAUUUUUUUUUCUUUCUCUCUUUCUCUCUGUCUUGUAUAUUGUUGUUCUCAGUUACCCAAGGUGUAUUUUUGUUGUACAGAUUUGUGAGUGAGUAUAUCGACUAGUUGCUGGCGUUGGCUCAUCACGCACUCGGUUGUGUGAUCUAUGCAUUUGUAUCAUGCAACAUUCCACAUCUAGUAGAAGUCAGAUCUAUGUCCCGCUCGGGGAAAGAAAAAAAAAAAACCCGCACACAAAUGAACCUCUGCUCCUUAAAGUUUUCACACUACUUACUAAAAACAGAUCGAGAAAAUGAUUUGAGAAAAUAGUUUCAUUCAUUCACAGGUUUACACACACAAAAAUGAGUUCUUAUGUACUGUUCACAAAACAUCAGAACGUAGGAAGGAUGUGAUGUAAGGGGUAUCGAGAGUCAUUUCCAACAAAUCUACCACAGAUCAAAGCAUACAGUCGCUGAUCUAGACGCCAAAAUUUGCUUUUGUUGAAGAUUGCCACUGUUUAGGUGCCAAAAUGUGUUCCCAAAGGCAUGUUCUGUCCUAUUUCAUGCCCACCCAACUUCAGAUCCUUCACUCUACCGGACUGUCUGUGACUGUCUCUCUUACCUCGUAGGAACUUUUAUCUGUUUUGUAUAUUUUCACAAGUUAGACAAAGGUGAUGCCUCAGCUCGGACUUGUUGGUGCUAUGAGUUUGUCUAUUUAUACCUCUUUUCAGUCAGAAUUUGGAUGAUUCAUACACACACACACACACACACACACAGAUCAGUGAGUGCUGAGGCAGAAACAGCCCACUGCAUCAUUACACAACGUGACCUCUGAGGUAUAGAGGAUGUCAAGGAGACAAUUUUUCUUUCUUUCACUUUUUUUUUUGUUGUUAUUUGUUUUUCCUAGGUGACAUCUUACUCUGACAUCAUCCUCUGACAUCAUAUUGUACUGCGAAACACUUUUCACAUCACAUACCUCUACCAUUCAUUAAGAGAUAAUGAAAACUGGUCAUUUUGUAUAAAAAGAAAAAACAGCGAAACAAAAAACAAAAAAAAAACAAACAAAAAAAAAAAAUCAACCGCAACAAUUUGCCUCAAGCUUGAUUUUGUCUGUAAAAAGUGAUGCCUUUCGUAAGCAAUGAUUUGCUCCAGUGUUUUGGCUUAUUUAUGACUACACACACACACACACUCACUCGCAUUAGUAUGUGCAGACAGUGCACAGACUCAGAGGAAAUGCACAGACAAUCAGGAUGUGAGGUGAGGCACAGAGAGAAAGGUGUAACAGAGAUGUUCAGCUGGAAUUCAAUAAAUACAUCAGUCAGAAAUAUUAGUGCUGCUAACAGUGAAUGCACUCAUGUAGCCACCUGCUAGCAUUAUGCAAAUGGCAUCAUGCUAAUAGGUCAUAACCAUUCACUGUUAGCCAAGUUAGCAUGAUUGUAUCAACACUUCCAUUAAGGUCAUGUAUUAAACCCUCAUGCUCACAUAGUACCGUACUAGAUAGUGUGUCGAAAACAGAAGGACAAGAAAAAACGGUCUACUAUUUUUACUCACUAAGAAUGGUAGUAUGUGGUUUGAGACAGAGUCAAAUGUCAUCCCAGGUUGCAGAUCCACCCAUCUGUAUGGAGAGAGAGAGAAAGAGAGAUGUCCGUUUACAGAGUUUCAGUGAAAAGGAAAAUGAAAAUGAAUUAUUUUACAGUAUAAAAAUUUUAUAUUUUCUGCAGAUAUUUUUACAGGUUUGCGUACAAUGAGAAUUUUUCCCCAGUUCACCAUCAACGAUAAUAAUGUUCUGUUCUCAGAAGCCUAACAAAAUCUUUUGCUGUUGAUAAGGUGGUUAAAUAUAUGUUAGAGUUAUUGGUUAAUUCCUUCCAGUGUUAUGGCUCACUAUCCCAAAAAGAAUGAGCCAGUUAGCAUCAGAAAGCAACUCAUCCUGAACGAAUGGCCCUGAACAGAGGUGUGUAUCGGGACUGGGUUCCCCCGGGGGGUAUAGGAAAAAAAAUAAACGCCAUGAUCUUUAACAAAGAAGUGUAUUUUUAUCACAUUUAUUGGGUUUCUUUGUCCAUCCUUCAGGGAUUGUUUUAUUGUGGUCCAGUUUAAAAAUAUGGUCAUAAAGCAGUCGGGUUUGAUCCAGGAUUAGUAAAACUUUCUGUAUUUGCAGGUGGGAUUAAUCAUGAUUUUUCUGCAGGAACAGAGGGAUUAGUCGACUUUCUCCAAGAGUAGGUGGGACUGGUCCUUUUUCCUUCAGCAUGAGCAGGGGAAUUAGUCAUUGAUUAGGUAGUAGAAGGUGGGAUUGGUCCUGAUUUCUAUGCAGGAGCAGUGGUAUUAGUUGGACAUCCUAGUUGGACUUCUGUGGCUGUGGGGGAUUAGUCAUACUGCAGGAGCAGGCAGGAUCUGUCAAACUUUUUGCAAGAGCAGGAGUAAUGGGUCAAAAUCUCUGCACGAGUAGGUAGGAUUGGUCAAAAUUACUGCAGGAGUGAAUGGGAUUAGUCAAAUUUUCUGCAGGCAUGUUUAGUCAGGAUUUCUGCUGGUGCUGCUGGUCAAACUUUCUGCACGAGGUGGUGAAAUUACUCAAACUUUUAGCAGGCACAGGUGCGAUUGGUCAAACAUUCUUCAGGAGAGGCCGGAAUUAGUCAAAAGUUUUGUGGGCAUGAUUGGGAUUAGUAAACCUUUUUGCAGGACUCGGUGAGCAGGCAGGAUUAGACAGACUUUCUGUAGGAGCGAGUGGGAAUAGUUAUACUUUCUGCGUGACUGGGGGUUAGUCAUACUGAAAGAGCAGGCAGGGUUUGUCAAAAAUAGAAGCAGAUGGGUUUAAUCGAACUUUCUCUAAGAGUAGGCAGGGUUGGUCAAACUUUCUGUAGGAGCUUGUGGGAUUGGUCAGAAUUUGUUUGGGAUGGGAUUACCAACAGUCCCACGCACACCUCUACCCCAAUAAUCCUAAUCGUUUAUAAUAAAGUAUAGCACUUACCUCCCUCUUCAACUGUCUAAUCUAAACUCAGGAGGGGUACCUUUAAUAACGGUAAUGCAUUCUGUGUAUCCUGUGUCUUUUUGUUUUGGCAACAAAUUUCAUUUGAUAUGAUGUAGAUGUGUACACGAUGUACAGUGGUGAGGCUGGUUUAAAAAGUCAAUGAGCUAACUAACUGGAUUCAAUUUAAAGGAGUGCUUCGAUAUUCUGAACAGCGUAACCUAAAUGCACACGUGGACAAAAUUGUUGGUACCCUUCUGUCUAUAAUUUUCUUUCUAAUCUCCUGAGACAACUCUUUCCUUUGCUUCCUCUGGUCCAUGUUGAGUGUGUUACACACCAUGUCACCAGACAACACAGUGACUACCUGGAGCCCUAGAUAUAGGCCCACUGACUGAUUACAAGAUUGUAGAAACCUGUGAUGCUAUUAAGUGGACACACCUUGAAUGAACAUGUCCCUUUGGUCACAUUAUUUUCAGUCUUUUCUAGGGGUACCAUCAUUUUUGUCCAGGCCUGUUCCAUGAGUUUAUUUUUUUUAAAUAAUUCCUUUGAAGCAUUGUUGAAAAGCAAUGUCUGACUUUCAUUGGUUAACAUUCAUAGAAUUUUUAUUUAUUAUUACUUUUGUCAGAUUAAAGUUUUUUUCUGUGACCAUUGUGAGUUUUUCUUUCAUUGACCGAAGGGUACCAACAAUUUUGUCCACGUGUGUAAGUAUCCAGAGUGAUCCUGGGUAUUUUUUCCUAAAGUGUCUGUUAGCUCACAAACCCAUUGACCUAUAGCUUCACGUUACAUCCUCCUGUCCAACUGUGAUGUGAACAUGAGUAAGACAAGAAGUGAGUCUAAACAAGGGGUUGAGAAUUUUAAGCAGAAUGUAAUGUGUUGCACAAGGCCACUGUGACUUAGUGAAGCCUGGUAUUAAAUUGUUUAAGCCAUGAUUAAAUCUGGGUACCCUGGAAGAAAAGUUGCACUAAAGAACACAAUCCUGUAUCUGAUGACUAAUGGUGAAUGUAAAAAUAACAAUAAAGGAACUGAUGACAAAUGAGAACGAUGACGAUGGUAACAUUUGUUUAAAAUUAUCUGGCUCUGGGAAUAAAGCUGGUUUGAGAAA